UCAUUUCCCCAGUCUCACGCCACCAACACAUCAAGGCAGCUUCGUUUCCUCACACCACUGCUUCAGACGGGGCGCCAGAGAGCCCCCAAUCCACCCUCGCAAAGGAACAACAUACAAGAGGAGGAGGAGGAGGAAGAGCAAGAGGGGGGCUAUGGCGUCCUACGACAAGACCAUCGCCACGGCGGCCUCGCUCGCGGCGUCGCUGAUGCUGGUGCGGAGCCUCGCGAGCGAGCUGCUGCCAUCCGAGGCGCGCGAGGCCCUCUCUGCAGCCCUCAACAGCCUUCGCUCCCGCCUGACGUGGCAGCACACCAUCGUCGUCGAGGAGGUCGAGGGGUGGUCAUACAACCACGUCUACCCUGCCGUCAAGGCCUACCUCGCUACGCGCGUCAUCGACGCCGGUGCCAACAUCGACAUGCAGUGCCUGCGUGUCAGCAGCGCCAACAGCGGGCCUGAGAAGUUGGUCGUCAGCAUGGCGACAGGGGAGGAGAUGGCCGACGUGUACGAAGGGACGGAGUUCAGGUGGUGCCUCGUCACCCGUGAGGUCAAGGCCGACCCGAACGGCGGGGGCGGGGCCCGGGAGGUCAGGUCCUACAGGGUGAGCUUCCACAAGAAGCACAAGAAGAAGGCACUCAAAGAGUACCUCCCGUUCAUCGUCGCCACGGCCAAGGCCAUCAAGCAAGGGGAGAGGAGCCUCAACAUAUACAUGAACGAGGAUACGGACGACUGGGCCCCCAUGGACCUCCAGCACCCCUCCACGUUCAGCACGCUCGCCAUGGACCAGAAGCAGAAGCAGUCCAUCAUUGAUGACCUUGACAGGUUCAUAAAGAGGAAGGACUACUACAGGAGGAUCGGUAAGGCGUGGAAGCGAGGGUACCUGUUGUACGGUCCACCGGGUACCGGCAAGUCCAGCCUCAUCGCUGCCAUAGCCAACCACCUCAGGUUCGACAUAUAUGACCUUGAGCUGACUGGGGUUGAGUCCAACUCAGACCUUAGGAGGCUUCUUGUUGGGAUGACCAACCGAUCCAUCCUCGUGGUUGAAGACAUCGACUGUACCAUCGAACUGAUGCAACGGGAGGAGCAGGAGGAGGACAAGGAAAAAUCCAAGUCCAAGUCCAAUUCCAAAGAGAAAAAGAAGACAGAAGACAAGGUAACAUUAUCCGGGCUGCUCAAUUUUGUUGAUGGCUUGUGGUCGACAAGUGGAGAGGAAAGGAUCGUCGUCUUCACGACCAAUUACAAGGAGCGUCUUGAUCCAAAGCACUUUUGCGGCUCUGGCGAGAUGGACAUGCACAUCCACAUGGGGUACUGCACCCCAGAGGCUUUCCGGAUCCUUGUCAAUAAUUACCACGCCAUCGAAUACCAUGCCAAGUAUCCAGAGAUCGAGGAGCUUAUCAAGGAGGUGACUGUGACACCUGCAGAGGUCGCCGAGGUUCUGAUGAGGAACGAUGACACUGAUGUUGCGCUCGAUGAUCUUGUCGAGCUCCUAAACACAAAGAAGAAAGAUGCCAAUGAGAUCAAGAUUGAUAACAAGCAGGUGGAUGAGAAGAAAGAUGCCAGUGAGAUCAAGACUGAAAGUAUGCAGGUGGACGAAAAGAAAGAUUGUGAUGGGACCAAGACUGAAAGUGUGCAGGCAGAGGAGAAAAAUGAUGACAAAGAGGUUGUGUUGAAAAUGAUUCAUUCACAGAAGACGGAAGCAGUUAGGAUUGCGGAAGCUAACAGUGACCAGAGUGUGUGUACUAUAUAGAUAGGUCCUACAGGGGAUCCAUUGCAAAAUAUGUGAUCAUUUUGGGAGAUCCACUGCAAAAUUGUGAUCAUUUUGACUACUAAUAACAUUAGGUUUUUUGGAACA
This is a messenger RNA of Lolium perenne, 1846 nucleotides long. The record is from RefSeq and is a predicted model, not a curated record. Lineage: Eukaryota; Viridiplantae; Streptophyta; Magnoliopsida; Poales; Poaceae.